Messenger RNA from Prorocentrum cordatum, 954 nucleotides. The record is from the annotation of a GenBank genome assembly. NCBI's taxonomy places the organism in Eukaryota, Dinophyceae, Prorocentrales, Prorocentraceae.
AUGGCGUCGCUGAAGUUGAGGGUGCCUGGCGACAGCGUUCCAGUCUUCUCCAUCUAUGCGCCGCACAACGGCAAACCGUACGAAGAGCGAUUCAAUUUCUACUCCGAGCUGUCCAGCUUCCUUUCCUCUGCUAGUGGGAAUGGCCCCAAGGCAGAGACGCUGGCCGAGUACGUGGAGAAAGUCCAAUGGGCAGUGCGGCCUCUGGAGCCGGUUCUUGCCGACACCUGCCUGGGCCCGGAGCUCGACGUCGAUCUGCGCGACAUAUCCGAGAGUGAGGUCGUGAAAACGGCGGCAAGACUCGAGAUCCGCAGGGCAGCCGGGCGAUCUACGCGAAUCGUUGCCUCUCUGCCUCUGACGCUGGCAAGCAAUCAGGCCAGCAGCAAUUGCCCGUUGUCCCCGUACCUUUUCAGCAUGGUCAUGACGGUCCUCAUUACCGACGCCAAGGAGCUCCCAAAAACAUCCGGAACGCAGCUUUCUACAAAGACGCAUGCCAAUGAUAUCCUAUAUGCAGAUGACACUCUUCUGAUCGACGUCGACACUGGCAACGUAGAGAAGUACAUCCACUGCGUGCGACGAGCGGGCAGCGUCUACGGUUUAAGUUUCAAUUGGAAGAAGCUGGAGCUCGUCUCCUCAACAGACGUCGCUAGCAUCACUGUGCCGACCGGCGACGAAAUCAAGUCCAAAAGCAAAAUUGUUUACCUGGGCUGCGCGAUCACGUCGGACGGGACGUCUGGCUCGGAGCUCAAUCGCCGAAUUGGAGCCGCACGAGAAGAAUUCGAAACACUACGCCGCGUCUGGUCCCACUCCGGAAUAUCUCGCGCUAGAAAAUUGGAGAUAUUCAACGCCUGCGUUGUCAGUAAAGUCUUGUACAGCCUGCAUUCGCUGUGGCUGUCCAAGGCGGAGAUCCGGAAGAUCGACGGGUUUCAGAACAGCAAGCCGGUGUUCAACCUAUGA